Molecule: messenger RNA, 5708 nt
Organism: Ictalurus punctatus (channel catfish)
Lineage: Eukaryota; Metazoa; Chordata; Actinopteri; Siluriformes; Ictaluridae
Gene: kdm5bb
Product: lysine (K)-specific demethylase 5Bb
Exons: 29
Coding region: 163-4788 (1541 amino acids)
Biological process (GO): chromatin remodeling
Cellular component (GO): nucleus
Molecular function (GO): DNA binding; histone demethylase activity
Source: RefSeq, a predicted model, not a curated record
UCUCAGUGUGUGUUUGACUGAGCAAGCCAUCCUGUGUUGAUACUGAUUGUUCGAGUAAGUAGGAAUCAGGCACCGGAGUACCAGAGCAACAUCGAUCGCAGUGUCCGAUCUUAACACUUGAGUGUCCCGACCGAGCGACUCGUGUCUCUCUGGAUCUGGACCAUGAGCCAGCCUCAGCCGGACGAGUUUAAGCCGCCUCCGGAGUGCCCGGUCUUCGAGCCCAGCUGGGAGGAAUUCACCGAUCCAUUCGCUUUUAUCAAUAAGAUUCGUCCGAUCGCGGAGAAAACAGGCAUCUGUAAAAUCCGACCGCCGCCGGACUGGCAGCCUCCAUUUGCAUGUGACGUCGACAGACUUCAUUUCACUCCGCGGAUCCAGAGACUCAACGAGUUAGAGGCACAGACGAGGGUCAGACUCAAUUUUCUGGACCAGAUUGCUAAGUUCUGGGAGCUUCAGGGAUGCACUCUUAAAAUUCCACACGUAGAGCGAAAGAUACUAGAUCUAUACCACUUAAAUAAGCUGGUUUCAGAUGAGGGAGGUUUUGAUACCGUAUGUAAGGAGCGCAGAUGGACAAAGAUAGCCAUGGCAAUGGGCUUUGCGCCUGGCAAGGCAGUAGGAUCACACCUGCGUGCUCACUACGAAAGAGUCCUCUACCCCUACAACCUCUUCCUGUCUGGGGCCAACCUGCUGGCUCCAGAGUUAGCUGCCAAACUGAUGAGUUUUGGGGCACCUCCUGAGCAGAAGAAGUUCGUUCAGAAGCCCUCCCUCCCGGAAAAUGGUGAUGAUAAAGAAUAUAAACCUCACGAUCUGGUGCAAAGGCAAAAGGUGCAGGUGCAACCCAGCGAUACAUGCACGCCUGCCAGGAGAGCCAAGCGGAUGAAAGCUGAGUCUGGCUGUGGGAAAUCAGAAGGGUGUGCAGGUGGAGAGGUGUGUGAGAACAGGCCCAAUCUCAGGAGACGGAUGGGCUCUUUUGUAGCAAAACCUGAACCAGUAAAGGAAGUACCCAUUCAGAUUAAACAGGAGCCUGUGGAGAGAGACCUGCAAACUGAGCCAGAGAAAACCAAAAUGCGCUAUAAGAAAGGCACUCCACAACCACCCGUCAGCGUAGUGGACCUGUAUGUGUGUUUGGUAUGCGGGAGUGGUAGCGAUGAGGAUAGGCUGUUGCUAUGCGACGGUUGUGAUGACAGCUAUCACACUUUCUGCUUGAUCCCACCCCUUCCUGAUGUACCUAAGGGUGACUGGAGGUGCCCCAAGUGUCUGGCACAGGCUCCAGAGUUAGCUGCCAAACUGAUGAGUUUUGGGGCAGCUCCUGAGCAGAAGAAGGAAUGCAGUAAGCCACAGCAGGCAUUUGGCUUCGAGCAGGCGCGCAGAGAAUACACCCUCAAAACGUUUGGGGACAUGGCUGACUCGUUUAAGUCUGACUACUUCAACAUGCCUGUUCAUAUGGUGCCCACUGAGCUGGUAGAGAAAGAGUUUUGGCGGUUGGUGGCCACUAUCACAGAGGAUGUGACCGUAGAGUACGGAGCCGAUAUUGCAUCCAAGGAGUUCGGCAGUGGCUUUCCCAUUAGAGGCAGCAAGUUCAAGGUUGCACCACAAGACGAGAAGUACUUGAACUGUGGUUGGAAUCUUAAUAACAUGGCGAUGAUGGCGCCGUCCGUGCUGACCCACGUGACAGCUGAUAUAUGUGGCAUGACCCUGCCCUGGCUGUAUGUGGGCAUGUGCUUCUCCUCUUUCUGUUGGCAUAUCGAGGACCACUGGAGCUACUCCAUUAACUACCUGCAUUGGGGAGAGCCCAAGACAUGGUAUGGAGCUCCAGGAUUUGCUGCUGAGCAGCUGGAGGCAGUGAUGAAGAAGCUGGCACCUGAGCUAUUUGAGUCUCAGCCAGAUCUUUUACACCAGCUUGUUACCAUCAUGAACCCUAACACGCUUAUGGCCCACGGAGUACCAAUUUACAGGACCAAUCAGUGUGCAGGAGAGUUCGUAAUCACAUUCCCAAGAGCCUACCACAGUGGUUUUAAUCAGGGCUUCAACUUUGCAGAGGCUGUCAACUUCUGCACCGUGGACUGGAUACCCUUGGGCCGUCAGUGUGUGGAUCACUACCGCUUGCUGAAUCGUUACUGUGUGUUCUCACACGACGAGAUGAUCUGUAACAUGGGUGUCAAAGCUGAUCAGUUGGAUGUGGUUCUGGCUUCAGCCGUGCACAAAGACAUUGUGCAAAUGAUCAAUGAAGAGAGGGAACUCCGAGAGCAAAUCCACAAAUUGGGAGUGGUGCAGUGCGAGUUGUUUGAAUAUGAUUUCCUGCAGGACGAUGAGAGACAGUGUCUUAAAUGUCGCACCACCUGCUACCUGUCUGCUCUCACCUGUCCGUGUCGACCGGGUGAGCAGGUGUGUCUACACCACGUUCACCAGCUCUGCUCCUGCCCUCCCUCCAAAUACACACUGAGGUACCGCUUCACUCUGGAUGACCUCUACCCCAUGAUGAAUGCUGUGAAGCAAAGGGCUGACUCGUAUGACGACUGGGCAUCACGUGUUACUGAGGUCCUUGAGGCCAAACUAGACAAAAAGCGCAACCUGUCUGUGUUCCAUUCUCUGCUCGAGGAGUCCGAUACGAAUGGAUUUCCAGAUAAUGAUCUGUUGCGUCAUCUGAGAGUGGUCACUCAGGAUGCAGACAGAUGUUCGUCUGUGGCACAGCAGCUUCUCAAUGGCAAGAGACAGACCAGGUAUCGUGCUGGUGGGGGUAAAACCCAGAACCAGUUGACUGUAGAGGAAAUGAGGUCAUUUGUGCGUCAGCUUUAUAACUUGCCCUGCAGUCUAAUCCAAGCACCGUUACUGAAGGAGCUGCUGAACCGUAUUGAGGAUUUCCAGGCACACAGUGAGAAAGUUCUGUCUGAUGCUGUGAGUGCAGAUUCUGUGGUGGAGAUUCAGGCCCUUCUAGAUGAGAGCUCCGAGUUCGACGUGCAUCUGCCAGAGGCUCCUCGGCUACGGGAGCGUCUGGAGAUCGCUCGCUGGUUAGCAGCGGUGCGUCAAGCUGAGGAUUCAGGCAGCAGUGCCCGUGGCCUCACUCUGGACGCUAUGCGGCAGCUGAUCGACCGCGCUGUUGGCUUAACUUCCGACCCUGCGAUAGAGCGUGCCAUGGCUCGCCUGCAGGAGCUGCUCACUGUGUCUGAGCAGUGGGAGGAGAAAGCACAGGAGCUGCUGAAAGCCAGACCUCCACAGAGUGUGGAAUCUCUGACUGCCAUUCUGAAAGAGACUGAGGCCGUUCCUACGUACCUGCCCAACUGUCUGUUGCUGCGAGACGCCAUUAACAGAGCCACAGAGUGGCUGAAGGAGGCUGAGGCUGUGCAGUUGGGAGGGCGUGUCCCUGUGUUGGACACACUGUCCGACUUGGUGCUGAGGGCCCGUGCGAUUCCCGUGCAGCUGGAGCCACUGGAGAGGUUGGAGGCGCUCGUCUCUGAGGUGCAGGCGUGGAAGGAGUCCGCAGCCAAAACUUUUCUCCUGAAAAACUCCUCUUUUACCCUGCUGGAGGUGUUGUGUCCGCGGUGUGAGGUGGGAAACUCUCUCAAAAGGAAGAUGAAGAAGACAAAGGGAGAUACAGUGUCAUGUGGGAAAAAGAGAACGGGGAGACUGGACAAUCUCAGUGAUGUAGAGAAAUCCCUGUCAGAGAGUAAAGACUCGGCUUCUGCUAUGGCGACUCUCGCUGAAGUCCGUUUGAAGGAGCUGGAGUCCUUGGCGCCUCUCCGUGCAGCUAACGAGUCUAAACUCCUCCCAGCAGCCGACUGCGGCGCACUCAAAGCGUGCGUGUGUCAGAAGUCUCCCAUGGGUGCCAUGCGUCAGUGCGAGUUGUGUCGCGAUGCUUUCCACAGCGUGUGUGUACGUGGACAGGGGGACCCUUGUGAGUCCGAGCCCUGGUUGUGUCCUUUGUGUCGGCGUUCAGCGAAACCGGCUUUAGACAGGAUCGUGCCACUGAUGGCGUCUCUGCAGAGGAUCCGCGUGCGUUUACCAGAGGGAGAUGCGCUGCGUUAUAUGAUCGAACGCACAGUGGACUGGCAGCGGCGAGCACGGGAGGUCAUUGCUUCAUAUAACCUUCCAACGACCGUUCAGGAGCACCAGGGAAGGCGCUGGGCAGGGGAAAGCAGUACGAAGGGUCAGGACUGGAGCAAGUACAGUCAGGAGCAGUCUGUCUUUUACAUAGAGCAGCGCUGCAUCCCUCUGCAGGGUCUGAGUACAGAGCUGGAGGAGCUGAUGGUAGAAGGAUUAUUGCUGCAGGUGUCACUGCCUGAGACUCAACAGCUGUACAUGCUACUACUAAACGGCCCCCCAGCCCAGUGCAGUCCACAGCAUACACACCCAGCAACUGACAGCCCACAACACACCCCCUACCACACUCAGGAACACACUUCACCACACAAAGAGAGGGACUCGGUGACCCCAGCGGAAAAGAAAGCGAAGCGGCGGAUGGAGAAAGAAGAGACGGAGCUGAAGAUCGACGUGAGGGAUCGAGGGAGCCCGAAAAGAAAGAAGCAGCGGAUGAGAAGGGAGAAGCGGAAAGAGAGGAAAGCAGCUUCGGUAUCUGCGUCACCGAUUUACCUGUCCGAUCUAUCCCAGUCGGACGACUCGGAGGAGGACAUGGUCCUCUGCCCAGCUGAGAGCUGCCUUCAGCCAGCUGGAGAUGAGGUGUUCUGGGUGCAGUGUGACUGCUGUAACAAGUGGUUUCACAUGAUCUGUGUAGGCGUUUCUGAAAAGAUAGCAGCCGAGGAAGACUACAUGUGCGUCACCUGCAGCGCACGUUAACACAGGCUAGCGCCAGAAAUGAGACGGCGUGUAGAAGAGGAGCCGAGGCCUAGGAGGAGAACUACAAGUUCAUCUCCCCUUUUAUCCCUUUUGUACUAUCCUUUUCCUGGUUGUGUAACUGAUUGUUCCCAACACCCUCUGACCUCUGACCUUUGUAACAACGGUGCUAUUUCCUCUUUUUUUGGUUUUGGUUUUGGAUUUUGGUUUUGGUUUUUGUUCUGAAUGAUGCUAUUUGGUCAUUUGUUUUUGUAUUUUUACAACUUUUCUCCUUCUAUUUGAACUGUGUGUGGUUGUCUAAAAAUACAAAUAUGCUAAACGAAAAGCGUUACGUAGUAGAGUGUGGGGCACCCAGCAUGGGUUUCUGAUCCGUUGCGUUGUCGACAAUGAGAGCGAGGUCAUUUUGUUCGAAGCAUGUGAAAAAACAAAUAUAAAAGGGUUUCUUGUUUCUCGGGGACUUCUGCAUGCUGAACACAAGAACGCAGAACACAAAAAAAAUUUUUGUACCAAAUAUCUACAGUAAACAAAUAAGAAAUGAAAACUUGUUUUUGGAAAACCCGCUGUUAGUACACAUGCAUCUGGGGAUAAUAUAAUUUCUUUGUUAUUUCCGUUUUCAUUUUGUAGACUAGUUUUAUUUAUCUGAGCAAUAAUGUCAGUAAGCAUCUGGAGACUUAGAGUGUGUAUGAACUGUGUGCUGCUGCUUUAGAGGUGAUGGUUGGUUGUACAUGAAGUGUAAAGCAUAGAUGGUACAGUUUGGGUUGGUGAUUAGUGAUGUAGCAGCCAGAGAGACGUGUAUAAAAGAAACUGCCACACAACUCACGUAGGCCAUUUUGUGGGGUGGGAGGAUGGAGACGGCCGCCGGGUUUAAGCUUGUUUAAAAUGUCCCAGUUUAUAGUGUGGAAUAAAAGCCCUUUUGUCUAAUA